AUGUUGCGGUACGAGAUGGUUUUACCGCCAAAGCUGCUUUUUGUUCGGGCGUUCAUGCUGCUUUUCUUAGUUUUUCAUAACGUAAAUGCACAAAACUACGAAGGUCGCCGACUGAAACCAUGUGAGCUGGAAACAUUGCUAAGAGAUCUAACUUAUCCCGAAGAAGGUUACGAAAUGCAUGCUGUGGCACUUCGUAAUCAGUUACGACAUAUUUUGGAGCGUGAUCCUUCUGAAAACUAUCAGAAUCUCGAUGACAGUUCGGAAGUAGGCAAUGGUCCGUAUGAAGACAAGCGGUCGUAUCGCUCACUUCUGCGAGAUGGAGCCGUCUUUGGUAAACGAAAUGUGGGAGCACUAGCACGGGCCGGAUUACUGCGAAAUCAACCGGAAUACCUCAAACGUAGCUUGGCAACACUAGCCAAAAAUGGGCAGCUACCGUCGCGUGACACAGAAUCCGAGGAUACAACACCUGAUGGCGAAUGGAAUGAAGAUAAGCGUAAUGUAGCAUCAGCGUUGAAGGCAGGUUAUAUGUUGAACGGAAAACGUACCAUUGCUUCGUUGGCCAGAAAGUAUGAAUUGCCUGGCAAGCGAAACAUUCAAUCGUUGCUACGUACUGGAAUGCUUCCGUCAAUUGCACCGAAACGUAACAUACAGUCACUCGCUCGAGAAAAUGCACUCGCAGGAUACGGAAAUGUUGAUAAACGAAACAUUCAGACACUAGUACGCGAUUGGAGUUUACCGAAACAACAUAACAAGCUUUCCGAGGGCGGCAGCUCAACAGGUGAUAACGAGAAACGCAACAUUCAAUCAUUGAAGAAUGCGCAAGGAAAUGGACGUAAAAAGCGAUCAUUGUACUAUGACGAAUUGGAAGAAAGCAGUCCUGAAGUUUUGGAACCUGUUUUCCAAACCGCUCCACUGGACUACGAGGAACUCAUGGAAGCAAUGGUGCAAACAUAUCCUCUCUACAGCACCGACAAUCACCUUGAGGAAAAACGAUUUCUAGGCCUCAGAAGAAGCGAAGACAUCGCCAAUUAUGGAGAUGACAGAACGGAUGCGGAUCUGCUGUUGCGAAGCACGCCACUCGUAAAGCGUCACAUUGCCUCGAUAGUGCGGUCCGGCUGGACACCAUCGUUCCGGCCGUCGCGUGGAAAUCGCUUCAGUCGGGCCGGCAGGGCGAGGUCGAAUUUUACUCCCGACCCGAGCCACUACGACAGCCAACCAGCGGCGUAUGUAGACAAUGCAUUCAUGGAUUCAGAGGCACCGUUAGUUGGGGAGCUCCAGGGUUACAAUCCUCGUGGGGUGCUGCGCCGCCCCGAGUUGCCGCGCUACACUGGCGAGGCCUUCGCGAAUCACCCGUACGUGCACGAAGAGUUCAGUGAACGUGUAAAUCCUUUCUUCGCGGAUGAGGAAUACCGUUGCGCCAACCGUCUCCGUAAGUUACUCUAUUAUCUGAAGAAACAGUAUUAUCUUGACAAUAAAUACAUCCAAGCAACUUAUGGUAGAAAUUCGGCUUAUUUUAAGUAAACUGUGAGCAAAGUACGGUUAGCGAAAAGGAAAGCAAAGAAAACACAAUUCCAAUUUUCUAAAAACAUGUAAGAAGUACUGCGAAAUGUGUUUUGUCUUUGUUUUUCAUUGAUAACACGUUUUUCCUAAUCCACCAAACAGUUAAAGUUUAAUUAUUUAACAUUUUCUGAAAUAUGGCUCAUUAGAAGAAAUUGCAGCAAAUGUCCUAUUUUCCAUCUAUAUCUAAAUCAUUUUAGAGAGAAUACAAUUCAAGUCUGGUUGGAACAAAACAAGUUAAAAACUGAAGCACACUAAAGAAGUAAUAUCUAAUACUUUCAUAUCUAUUCACUCAUAUCAAAUCGAUGAAAUGAUUAAUAAUAUAAUCCAGAUGGUAGUGAAAGUCUUGAAAUCAGUACUAUAAAUUAUACAAGAAAUUUCUGAACUAAAUCCUCUUGUAUAAUCUACAUUUUUUGGUGGCACGUGGAAGUCUAAUGUAAGAUUUUGAAUUAUAGACAUGAAUACAAAUCAUAUUCUCCUCCGUCUGAAUAAGAAGGAAACAUAAGGUGUGAGAAUAGUGUGAAAUCAAUAGCGUUUUGCAAAUACCAUCAUAAACGGAGAACAGUAGUACCGAGAUUCUAUCGAUUUUACAUCGGUUCUUCAUUUAUGAUGGUAGUUUCAUAAGUAUCAUCUAAUUAGGCUGAAGUUUAUUUGAAUUCCGAGCAGGAAUACAGUGAAAAGAAUACAAAAAAGUGUAGACCAAAAUGUCAUUCAAAACAAGUUCAAUUAAACGCAAAGCAAACUAUAUGUAACAUCGUAAAUGGUUUCAACAUCUGGCACAAUAUUCUCUGCUCGGUAGAUCGUACAUUAGCAGCAAGAUCUAAAUAGCCUAAUCUGCAACACAGCGGGAAACGGUAGCAAAAUGGUUUAAACAUCAGAGAGGCUUUGAAGAAUAAGUUAUUUAGACACUGCUAAUAACGACUACUGGCAAUUCUACAAUAAUCUAUGAGCUACUCGGAAUUCAAUGCAAACACAGUGACAAAUAACAAAAAGAAUGCGUAUAAUUUCAACCGUUAUAGGCAUUUUUCAAUCCCAUUUAAAUUUCAUUCAGUUCGAUGUUUAUUGUUAAUGCACUACUGUUACUGCAAGCGCUGUGUUGAAGAAAAAAAAUUAUUCCAGGAGACUAGUAAAAUUAAUUACUUUUUAGAUUCAUAUAAUUUUUUUGUUUGACUUACCGAUGUCCUUAAACCAACCAAGGUCAGUUUUUUUACUUGCUACUCUUGACAGUAUUAAAACGUAUAAAUAGCAUAAAUUUACAAAUCGCAAUGCUUUGUUCCAAUUGAGCUAUAUAAUUUUGUUAAAUUCUAUGAAAGCUUCAAGUCGAAAGGAGGUAAAAAUGAAUAACUAUUGUGAGUACGACAAUUGAAAACAAUGUUGUGAUUGUUGUAUUAAAAUUAACCUUUACCCAUGCAGAGUAAUCACUACAUAAACAAAAUCAAAGCGACAAUAAUUACAGCAAACAUGUGUUCGUAAGCGAGUGCAAACGUAACAUGAGGUAAAGCAUUCUACUAAAACAUAUUUUAGAUAACUUAAUCGGCAAUCAACAAAUGGACAAUAAUGUUUAGUUUACGGUAAAAGAGAAAGGAAAAUAAAUAACGACACUACAUCGUAAAACCUCAGAGAUAUUCACUCGCUUUACAGAUUUGUUUGCAUUCGCAUAUUUGUAGCUUCCAACCAUUACUGUUUUCUGUACCACUAAUCUUGUGAGUAACGUAAUUUAGUGGAAUCGACAAUAUUAUGACAAAAACAAAAGUCAAUACUGAAGGCUGAAAGUAAAUCAAUGUUGGAUGUGCAAUGAGUGUAAACAAAAGUGUACUAUAUCUACGAGGGACAAUAAACUCAUAACAAUACAAUAACGACAACUAAUAUUGAAGUAAAAUGAGCGAGCAUUAACACAAAACAUAGAUAGCGUUACGAUGGUAUGCAGUGCAAACGAGACAAUAAUUUAUAACACAUAAAGAAAAGCAUGCACAAAUCCAUGCGAACAUGUUAGUGUUACAUACAUACAGCGUUUAUACUUGAAUGUCAAAUCCAGUAACUUUGUAUGAUGCAUAUUCACAAAAAAUCCAAUGUCCCAAGGAGCGAACAAAUAAACCAAAAAACAGCAUUCAAAUGCACUAGCAGAGCUAACGCAACAGAAAGAAUACAAAAUAUUCUUCAUCUAGUGUCUAGAAGUCAGGGGCGAAAUGUGGAUGAAAUCACAAUACCCGUUUGUCGUCAAGAUAUUCAAAAGGAGGAGUUGAUUAUGUUGGGAAAAAGUGUAGAUUACAAAACGCUUUCAAAUAAAUGAGGACUACACAUAGUGACAUCAGUGAAGGAACCAUGUACUAUUAGCAUACAUAUUCUUAUACAUAUAUACACAUUAUAUACAUACAUUGAAAAGAAACAAACAAAUAUAUUUAUCAGACUCUUCCUCCCUUAUUAUAUGUGCUAAGGAAACCCCGAAUAAAAAUUACAAUAACAACAUGUAAGAAGAAAUAAGACAAUGAAAUAAAGGUGCAUAACAGCAGUCACAGUAAUGUGCGC
Molecule: messenger RNA, 4083 nt
Organism: Anopheles moucheti
Lineage: Eukaryota; Metazoa; Arthropoda; Insecta; Diptera; Culicidae
Gene: Nplp1
Product: neuropeptide-like precursor 1
Exons: 5
Coding region: 1-1521 (506 amino acids)
Source: RefSeq, a predicted model, not a curated record